Molecule: messenger RNA, 1516 nt
Organism: Suillus fuscotomentosus
Lineage: Eukaryota; Fungi; Basidiomycota; Agaricomycetes; Boletales; Suillaceae
Exons: 6
Coding region: 94-1332 (412 amino acids)
Source: RefSeq, a predicted model, not a curated record
AACACUGCCAGGUUUGCUAUUUUCAACAAGUACUAGAGUGCGGAAAAUUAAAUGUUUUAGCCCUGCAUAGCAGCUGCGAGCAUCAUCGUGUUCAUGAUGAUUAGAGCACAAACUAUCGUGGCUCGUACACCAAAUGCGCUUCUUGCUUCUCUUGAUCGUUUUCAUUUGCAGUCCAAAGCGAAAGGUGGUACGUUCCUAUUUGCUCUUUCCGCUCCCUUAGAUGCUCUGUCUGUCAUAACAUCACAUCUAAAAUCUCAUUUUCCUCGUCAUAUCGGGUGCCUAUCGUCCCCGCUACCGGCGUACCAUUCGCACAUCAUGUGUGCUGUCGCUCUGCUAAAUGGGAUUACAUUCCGAUCGACGAUUGCUGGUCGCGCUGAUCCUCAGGUUGGCCGAUGGCAUGCUGCGAGGCACUCGAGUACACAACAACUACCCGCAGCACAGUCGAGUGUUUUCGAGGAAUUUAACGGAGAUGUGGGCAAAGUCAACUGGGAGGAUAUAUGGGAUAGGACUGCCAUGUCUGCUCAGGAGAUGAUACCUGUGGAACUGAGAACGGCGAGGCCUGAAGAUGUGUCUUCUAUACUGUAUUUCUCGGACAAAGCCCCGGAAGGCAUUGCGAAGGCACUGAAGGCAACUUUUCCCCAUUCAAAUGAGCUAGGUUUUUUAGCGUCGUCGACUCCUUUCAUCACAGGUCGACCAGUGACACUUUUCCAUGAUGGCGAGAUAUACUCAGAUGGAGCAAUCGGCAUUGCGCUUCAGCCUUCUCUAGGUCAUACUUCACUAACAGUCGAAUUUCCUGAUCUGGUCGAUCUGACUCCGGAUUUGCAAAUAACAAGCUCUGAGGGGAAUCUUAUACUCACGAUUGAUAAUGGAAACCCUACACGCCUCCUUCUUGCUGCAAUGAACAAACAUGGUCUUGAUGGUCGUGACGUCCUGCUCAAGGACGAUGAGUUUUAUGUUGGCGUCAUGAGUAACGGCAAGGUAGAACGGUUGCACCGCAUAACCUCGGGUGACCCUUCACGCGGCACCAUUGCCCUUGGGACAAUGAGUGCACCACCGCAGGGCUCCACCAUAAGAAUGCUUUAUUUGCCACGGAGGGAUGAAGUGACCCUGAACUUAAAGCCAACGCAUGGAAACACAUCCAUUUCAUUCAUCGCGAUACCUGAUUCCUUCGGUGAUGGUCCUCCAUCUUCAGCCCUUGACAACGACGUCCUUGUUAUUGAUGGAAAUUUCGUUGCUGGGUCUGAGAAUGGGUUUAUGUUGAGAAGAGGGGCCAAAGAGGAAGGCUGGAUCUGUACAUUGCCUGGUGGGCAGGCCUGCCUGCGUUGGACUUGAAGCAAGCUGCGGCUCUAGUCCACCUAUGGCAAAGCCUCCCUAUUGACUUUCUGUUUAUCGAACUGUUUUUGUUCUGUCCCGUCAUUGUCUGGUACUUCCCCUUUGACGAUACUACACGUUGCAAGUUAGCAUUAAACUUGGGAUUGGAUUAGGAGAUUAAUUAUGCGACCCAUGAGAACGGUUA